Molecule: messenger RNA, 1544 nt
Organism: Hypanus sabinus (Atlantic stingray)
Lineage: Eukaryota; Metazoa; Chordata; Chondrichthyes; Myliobatiformes; Dasyatidae
Product: nuclear factor 7, brain-like
Exons: 6
Coding region: 46-1461 (471 amino acids)
Molecular function (GO): zinc ion binding; protein binding
Source: RefSeq, a predicted model, not a curated record
AGGCGUUCAGCAGCUCCCUGGAAGUGAAAAGGUCCUCAACUCAACAUGGCUUCGAAAGGACAGGCCGUGAGUUUAACCGAAGACGCAAUUUGUCCCAUCUGCCUGGAUUUCUUCAUCGAUCCGGUUAUACUGGAGUGUGGACACAACUUCUGCCGCUCCUGCAUCACACAGUUUUGGGAAAGAGAGGAGAGAAACCCCUGCCCGGAAUGUAGAGAGGAGAUUGCAGACCGCACCCUCAGGGUCAAUCGGGCCUUGGCAAAUCUGUCUGAAAAAGCUCGACAACUAAACUUGAAUCCCAAAGGGAAGGAAAGUAAACUUCACUGCGAGGAACACGAGGAAGAGCUGAAGCUGUUUUGUGAGACGGACAUGACACAGAUCUGCCUGAUCUGUAGAGAUGCGCGGGAACACAAGUCUCACAACUUCAUGCCGGUUAACGAAGCCGUUGAAAUCUACAAGGGUCGGGUUAAAUCUUCCUUAGACUCUCUCACUAAAAAGAAAAAGGACUUCGAGGAAAUGGAGCAACAACAGAAAGAGAAGAUUUCUGGAGUUCGGGAACAGUCACACAGCCUUCAGUCACAGAUCACAUCUCAGUUUGCUGAACUGCGCCGGGUUCUCACUGAGAAAGAGCAGCAUGUACUCCGAAAUGUCAGGGAAGAAGAGGAGAGAAUUCUGAAUACAAUGGGAAAAAAUCUUCGAAAGAUUCAAGAAAAUUUAAAUUCUAUCCGGGAGGAAAUCUCAAUGUUACAGGAACAUAUGGAUCAACAAGAAAAUAUCACAUUCCUCAUGGACGAAGCUCGUUGGAAAAGGAGGAUUAGUGAUGAAGAACAGACAUUGUCAGUGACAGAUGAUGCCCUGCUGGUUGAAAAAUUCUAUCGCCCCUAUUUGUUUGACAUAACAUUGGGAGAAGCAUUGGACAGCAUUAAGCGAGUCUCUGUCACCCUGGAUGUGGAAACGGCGAGUCCGUGGCUCAAUGUGACUGAGGAUCGGAAGAGUGUGAGAAGGACCAGGAGGCCAAAGAAGCUCCCUGACACCUGGAAGAGGUUCAGAAACUGGGAAUGUGUGCUUGGGUCGGAGGGAUUCACAUCGGGGAGACAUUACUGGGAGGUGGAGGUGACGGGGAAUCGGUACUGGAAUCUGGGAGUCGUCGCAGAGUCUGUGGAGAGGAAGGAACGGGUUGGAGAGAGUCCAGAGACCGGAUCCUGGGUCAUGGGGCGGAGUGAUGACGAGGUGUUGGUUCACGACUCCCCUAAAUCCCGUCUCCUUGCUGGUCCCAUCCCCGGGAGGGUGGGAGUUUAUCUCAGUUACGAGUCCGGGACAGUUUCAUUUUACAACGCGGAGACCAAGUCCCAUCUCCACACCUUCACUGGGAGUAAUUUCAUGGAGAUACUUUAUCCUUUCUUCCACACUGGAUAUAAAAACGAGUGGCUGACAGUCUGCUCCAGUUCCGCUCCAGGUCUGUAAACGGGCCGGGUCCGGGACCGGAGUCAGGAGUAAUUCAGUGUAAAUAUAAAUGUGCGGAGAGUGAAAUAAACACGAUAUGAGAA